Molecule: messenger RNA, 5024 nt
Organism: Arabidopsis arenosa
Lineage: Eukaryota; Viridiplantae; Streptophyta; Magnoliopsida; Brassicales; Brassicaceae
Source: the annotation of a GenBank genome assembly
AGGGAAUGGAUCAGAAAUACAAAAGAAAUGAAUGCUGGAGUAAGCAUGGGGAUAUAAGGACUGAUAAAUCAGAUGCUGAGCCCAGAAGGGACUAUGUUGUUGUGGAGUAUCAGUGACUAUCCAGCCUUAGGGACCUUAGCUGGUUGUAAAGUGAAAGGAAAACAAGCUUGUAAUGUCUGUGGGAAGGAUACACCAUUUAAGUGGUUGAAGUUUAGUAGAAAACAUGUGUAUUUGAGCAAUAGGAAGCGACUCAGUCCAGGGCAUCAUUACAGGCGUAGAAGAGGCUGGUUUGACAACACUAUAGAGGAAGGGACACCAAGUAGAAUUCAGACAGGAGAAGAAAUAUUUGAAAUACUCAAAGAUUUCAGAAAUGAUUUUGGGAGACCUUUGGAGAGAAAGAGUAAAAGGAAAAGAACAGACUUGGAAGAAGAUGAUAUGGUUUCUCAAGAUGAGUAUGAUGAAGACACUGAUCAAUGGAGAUGGAAGAAACUCUCUAUUCUUUUUCAAUUACCUUAUUGGAAGGAUGGCUUGAAAGCACGCAAAGAUUUGGAAGAUAUGGGGAUUCGUAGUAACUUGCAUACACAGUUAAGAGGAAAGAGGACAUACUUACCUCCUGCUGCUUAUUGGUUGUCUAAGGAAGAGAAAAGGAGAUUCUGUAGUAGGCUAGCCAGGUUUAGAGGGCCUGAUGGAUAUUGUGCCAAUAUCUCAAAUUGUGUAUCUGUUGAUCCACCAGUCAUUGGUGGAUUGAAGUCUCAUGACCAUCAUGUGCUUCUUCAAAACUUGUUACCUGUUGCUUUGAGAGGGUUGCUUCCUAAAGGACCUAGAGUUGCUAUAAGUAGAUUAUGCAACUACUUCAGCAGGUUGUGUCAGCGUGUUAUUGACCCUGAGAAGCUAAUCACAUUGGAGUCUGAAUUAGUUGAGACACUGUACAUGAAAACUCUAAAGGCUUAUGUGAAAAACUUUGCAAGGCCCGAAGCAUGUAUGGCUGAGGGAUACUUAGCUGGAGAGUGUAUGGCCUUUUGCUUGGAGUUUCUACAGAAUUCCUUAUCAUUACCAGAAGCAGUCAACCGCAAUGAAGAUGUUGAGAGUAAUUCACUGAUCCUUGAGGGCAGGACACUGCAGAAAGCUACUCAAGUGACACUUACUAGUAAAGAGAGAGAAAUAGCUCAUAGAUAUGUUCUGAUGAACAUGGCUGUUAUGGAUCCAUACAUUAACUUGCAUUUAGAGGAACUGCAAGCUACUGAUGCCAGAUGUAUGAGCAAUGAAACUCUACUAUGGAAGAUGCAUGCAGAUCAGUUCUUAGAGUGGAUAAAGGAGAAGAUCCCUACAAACUCAACAGAGCAUUCAACGCAACUGAGAUGGUUGGCCUUUGGACCAAGACAUAUUGCCCAGACAUACAAGGGGUUUGUCAUUAAUGGACAUAGAUUUCAUACAGAUGACAUGAAAAGGAAAACUCAAAACAGUGGAGUCACAUAUGAAGCAUUCUCAAUGUGUAGAUCCAGUGCCAAGGAUACUAGACUACAGGCUGAUAUAGUUACAUACUUUGGAGUAAUAAAGGAGAUCAUUCUGUUGGACUAUCAUAUGUUUCAGGUCCCUAUAUUCAAGUGUCAUUGGGCAAACAAAGGGAAUGGAGUGAAAGAAGAAGAUGGAUUCACUCUUGUGAAUCUUCAUUUGAACCAAUCUGCAUUUCUUCAGGAUCCAUACAUUCUGGCAGCCCAAGCAAAACAGGUCUUCUAUUCCAGAGAAGAUGACUCUUCACCUUGGUAUGUAGUAAUGAAGGCGCCACCAAGAGGAUACCAUGAGUUGGAGACAGAAGAGGAGUUUGCUGCAGCAACAAUAGUAACCCAGGAUAAUGUAGAAUUAGGGAAUGAGUCUGAUGAUGAGAGUUUCUAUGUUAGGAAUGACUGUGAAGGUAUGUCUCCUAAAGUUAAGAAAACCAUGCCUCGCCGGAGUAAGCGUAAGCAAGGCAUUGAGCUGAGUUCUGAAGUUGGAUUACAAGUGCACAGAAGAAGCAAGAAGAAUGUUACACAGAAGGUUGACAUUGGUGAGCAAGAACAUGAAGAGAAUCUUGCAGAAAAAGUUCACAUUGAGCAGCAGGAGCAUGAGAGUGUUGCACAGGAGCAUGAGAGUGUUGCAGAGGAGACUGUAGCUGAUGUUCUUGGUUCUGACUUGGCUGCAGAGGAGCAGGAAAUUGAUGAACAAGCUGAUGAGGAGGAUACACAACCAAAUGAUGAAGAAGUUCAUCAACCUGUACAUGAAGACAUGGGUCCAGAGGAAGCUGCAGCUGGUGAAGAAGAACAGGUGCAUCAUUCCACUGAAGAAACUCAAACCCAGCAAUCAGUGAGCAAGAAGAGGAAAACAAGAGGACCAACAAGGAUGCGUAAAAUUGCUAAACAACAUGAUGAAAAGGUAGAUGUUGAAUUUACUUCUAUUGGUGAACAUGUAGGGAAUGGAUCUGUGUCACUAUCAUCAUUCCUUGGUCCUCUUGUGAGAGAGCAUGUACCUGUUCUUCUGGAUGAUUGGAGGCACCUAUCUGAUCAGACUAGGGACACAUUAUGGGAAGAAAUACAGGGGAGGUUCAAUUUGACAGAAGAUUGGCAAAAGGAUUGUGUUUUCAAGCAGAUGGGUUGUGUUUGGAGGGCUUCUAAGUCUAAGCUAACUACUAAGGUGCGAGCUGUAAAGAGCAAAGCACAAUUACUUAAGCUAAAACCAAGCAAUAUAGAAUCAGUAAUCGUCUCCUCUCAUCUCGAAACCCUAGCCGUCGAUGUUGUCGCUGAUUCUCCUCGUCGAUUGACAGCUCUGUGUGGUGGACUCGCGUCUGAGAUUGAGAUUUCAGGCUCGGCGUUCUCGGUUUUGAACAGUGAGUGGAGUUUGGGAGCUUGUCGAGGUGGAGUUUGGGAUUUGGAUUACGCUAGCUUGAGAGCUACUGCUGACAAGCUUGGAGCUCUUUUGCUCUAUGAUAUGCCUCACAUCAGUGGUCUCAUUUCUGCUCAGGUAAAUAAAAAGCCUACUCUAAUUUGUAUCGAUUUUGUGUUUCAUGUACCUUUUCCUUUUGUUAGAUCUGGUUUUGUUAUGCGUUCUGAAUGGGUUACGGAUUCCGAAUUAGCAACCAUGGAAGAGACCACCGAUGGAGUGAACAACAUGAACUUGGCCGUUGAUUCCCAGAAGAAAAAUCGGAUUCAGGUUUCAAACACCAAGAAACCAUUGUUCUUCUACGUCAAUCUCGCCAAGAGACAAGACGUUUGGAGUCUUCAACUUCUAGAGAGCUUGAGUGGUUCAAUAGUACCUGUAUCAUCUAGGUGUAAUGCAUACGUUUGCCGGUCAGCUCUCUUUCCUGGGAAUGGAAACGAAGGCCCUAUUCUUAAAUCAACUGCAAUUAAAAUUACACUUGCAGCCAAUGAAGAAAAAGAAGCUGCAGAAGCUCAGGAAAUAAGUGAGAAGUACAGGAAGUUGAGGCAGGCCCAGAUUCCACACACCACCAGUCGCAAAGGGAUGAACCGCCUAGCUCAUGAGAUGAGUUCAAACCCAAAACUGGUGACAAGAAGCAAGGUUUGGGUAGCAGGUCAUACACACUCAGAUGGGAGACCAGUAAGGCCUGAAUUUGCAGAGACUAUUGAAAAAAUUAAAUCGAUUGACAGUGAAAUGGGCUCCUCAUCAACAACAAAUCUCAAAGAAGAUGCUGUUAGUCAAGUUUUAGGAAAAGACAAGCCUGGAAGACUUAGAGGAAUGGGCAGAGGGGUUACUGCAACUAAGUUAGCAUUCAUGUUAGCUAGAGACUCUCAUGUGGAGAAGCUAGAAGCUUCACAAGCUGAUUUACGAAUAAAGCUUGAGGAAUUGCAGGAUGUACUGACUGGCUUAACUGGGAAAAAGGACCAGUGUGAAGAGGUAUCUAAAUCAGAGGCUAGUGAUCAUAGUAAAGGUGUUAGAUGCCAGCUUCUUGAUUGGUGUUCAGAGGAUGAUGUUGUUGUAGGAGAAGGGGAAUUCUGCUCAGCUGAACAAUGGUACAAGAUUGGUCGUAUUCCACUUGGUCGUCAUGCUGUGGCUGUUAUUGUGAAGUCAGUGUCUGAUGAAACAGCCUCUCUAUGGAGACCUACACCAUCUGUAUUCUUACUUGGUGGAGCUUUGGGGACCAAGAUUGCCUGGCCUUUUGAUAAGAUCAUUCUAGACAAUGAUGCAGACUCUCCUAUUGAGAAUAAGACUGCAGGAUCCUCAGCUACAGAUGGAUCUCACACAAAAAUCCUCAUAAUUGAUUGGAAUUUGGCUGACUCUGUGGUUGCUGAGGGAAGAUUGUGUUCAACUGACAAGGACGAAAUGGUCAACAAUAUGCCUCUUGGUCAUUCUGCUGGAAUUGUUAAUGUUGAGAAAGUGUUUAACAAGAACGCAUAUCUGUGGAGACCAAGUCCGGGAAAGUUUUUGAUGAAGGAUGUACUACAUGAGAACAUCGCAUGGCCUCUUCAGAGUAUACAAUUUGUGAAUUCCUCACCAAGGAAUGAAUCAGCAGCAGCAGAUAAAAGACCAUCUCCUCCACUGAGCUUAAGUAACAGCACUGGUAGCACUGGUAGCAAAUCAGUCAAGAAGAAAUGCAUCUUGUUAGAUUGCAAAAACUCCAGGGAAAAAGUAGCAGAAGGAAGAGUAUGUCCAUCUAAUCCAUCUGACACAGUCCAUCAUAUGCCUCUUGGUGCCAAUGCGAGCAAGGUUUGGGUAGAAGUGUCCAAGGUUGGAGAUGCAGCUGUGUGGAGACCAAACUCUGAAAUUCAAACCAUUGCCGAUGCAGUAGUACUUGCUAAGGCAUGAUCAUGAUCCUAUAUAUGUUUGUUCACUGCAAGUGCAACAUCACCCAACCAGCUACUCCGAGAUUCUGUGUAUACUGUUCUCAUGGCAAUCAAUACUAUUUUGUCUUUGCUAGUUUGAAGAGUUUUCCGGUGAAAUAUACAGUUUUCUUGUCUUUCUAACCAGAUAUGCUUCAAUUUGUAAGUCUGAUUCUUGUCUUCGUUUCUAUUAUUAAAUCAAAUAAAUUUUUCCAU